Messenger RNA from Sphenostylis stenocarpa, 843 nucleotides. Lineage: Eukaryota; Viridiplantae; Streptophyta; Magnoliopsida; Fabales; Fabaceae. The record is from the annotation of a GenBank genome assembly.
AUGAGUGAUUCAGAAGUUCAAUUAUAUUCCUCAAGAACAACGAAGAAACCAGAUAGCCAAAAAUCUUAUCAUGGUAGAGAUCCCAAUCAUGGAAGUGACUUUUGGACAGAUGGGCUUAUUUGUGCUUUUGAAUAUGUUCGAGGACAAAACAGAUCAGCUAAAUCGAGGUCCUCAUCAAAGGCCACGGAUAGACUACACGUUAAUGGGCAACAACAGUUAAAAAAGCAUGCCCCUUCUGAUGGUUUAAAGGAGGUUUCUUCUGUGAGACCGGAUAAAAACAAGCUGUCAGAUCCUUCAUCUAUUAAUGAUGGUGGUCAUUGGGUACCCAUUGGAUGGGCAAGAAUUUCAGAACUUGUCCAAACCGUUCAGGUCGAUGCUGUCUGGUCUUCUCAUCAAUUUGAGUUUGAGGAUUCUGAAGAUGAUUUUACUGUAGCAGAUUUGGCAGCUCCCUAUUGGGAGCGUCCAGCUGGGCCUAUUUGGUGGUGCCAUGUUUCUGCUUGUCACCCCACUGUUGAAACUUGGCUCAACAAUGCUCAAUGGCUACAUCCUGCUGUUAGUCUAGCUUUGAGAGACGAAAGUAGACUUAUAAGUGACCGGAUGAAACACCUUUUGUAUGAGGUCCCAGUCAGAGUUGCGGGAGGGCUGUUAUUUGAGCUCUUGGGACAAUCAGUUGGUGAUCCUCUUGUUGAAGAAGAUGACAUUCCAAUUGUUCUUAGGUCUUGGCAAGCACAAAACUUCCUUGUAACUGUAAUGCAUGUAAAAGGAUCCGUGUCCAGGAUAAAUGCUCUGGGUAUAACAGAAGUUCAGGUUGUUCUUGCUCCCUGGCCUCUUUUUACACAUUAA